AUGACACCCUCAGAGCGAAAGCUCGAACUUGACAAAAGCACCAUAAUGGUGUCCCCUAAAAGUUUAGAGCGAAAGCUGACACAGAAGCAAGGUGGUGUUGUCAAUAGCCUUUUUUCUAAUGCCUCUUCCAUUAUCCAGAGGUUGCAGUUGAUCCAAAAUUCAAGUAACUAUGGGACUUUGAAAUUUGUUGAUGGCAUAGAGCGUGCUGUUUUGGCGAAGCAAAUGGAGUCCCUGCAAACCAUAUUGACCUCCAUGAACAAGACCACCAUCUACGUUGUGCUGUCCUCUUGGCGAGACUCGAUCGUCGUGCUCAAGAGCUGCGAGCCUCUUUCCCCGUGGGCAGAGAAUCUCCAGAUCGUGCGCAGGUGCAGUGAGUCCAUUGCUUGGAAGGCGUGUGCGAAUCCGAAAGGGAUUCGGUGGCAGUAUACAGGCCAGGCCUCGUCGAGCCCGAGAUGGAAUGAGGCUAAGGAAUCGGUUAGCCCGGGCCGGGCACCUGUUGUCCCACCCGACUGGUGGUUCGAGGAUGUGUCGAUUCUUCGGAUCGAUCAUUUUGUGCGGGUGGUGACGGCUAUCAAGGUGAAGGGCAUGCGGCACGAUCUUAUUGGGGCUGCUAUUACGUAUUAUGCCGGGAAGUGGCUCCCGGGACAGAUGGCGGCGGGAGUGCAGGCGGAUGAUGGUGGGAGUAGUGGCGGCAGUAGCGGCAGGGCGGGGUGGAAAGGAGGGCUGCAUAUGAUUGUGUCGGGGAUUAAGGAGGAAGGUGUGCCGGCUGCAGGCUCCGUGCAGGCCAAGGACCAGAGGAUGAUAGUGGAGAGCCUAAUAAGCAUAAUCCCCCCACAGAAGGACAGCGUGUCGUGCAGCUUCCUCCUCCGACUGCUGAGGACGGCCAACAUGCUAAAGGUGGCACCUGCCCUCGUCACAGAGCUCGAAAAACGUGUAGGAAUGCAGUUCGAGCAGGCGGUCCUUGCCGACCUCCUCAUACCCACUUACGGCAAGGCCGAGACCAUGUAUGACGUGGACCUCGUGCAGCGGCUGCUGGAGCACUUCCUGGUGCAGGAGCAGUCGGAGGAUUCGAGCCCCGGCCAGCAGCAGUCGUUAUCGGAGGCCUCCAAGCUGUACGAUGGGGCCCACAGAGCAGUGGUGGGAAACCCGAACGCCAAGGCCAGGGUGGCGAGGCUGGUGGACAGCUAUCUGACGGAGGUAUCGAGAGAUAGGAAUCUUUCGCUCACGAAAUUUCAGGUGCUGGCCGAAGCCCUGCCGGAGUCCGCUAGGACCUGUGAUGACGGGCUGUAUAGGGCCGUGGAUUCCUACCUUAAGGCACACCCGACUCUAACCGAGCACGAGCGCAAACGCCUGUGCCGAGUGAUGGACUGCCAGAAGCUGUCGAUGGACGCGUGCAUGCACGCAGCCCAAAACGAGCGGCUCCCGCUGCGCGUGGUUGUUCAGGUCCUCUUCUCGGAGCAAGUCAAGAUCAGCAACGCACUCGCCACGUCAUCCCUCAAGGAAACCCCCGGUGGGCCCCACCACUACCAGCCCCUCUUCGAGCUCGACAGCGUGAAAUCCAAGUACGCGGAGCUUCAAGGAGAGGUGGAGGCCCUGCAGCGCCAGCUCGACCGGGCCGCGCUCAAGCCCAAGCACUCGUCCGCAUGGACUAGCGGGUGGAAGAAGCUCAGCCGCCUCGCCAGGACGAAUGAUGUGGGCCCCGCGCAGCACCAGGAGCCGGGGGGCCCGGACCUCGUGCCCCGGAAGGGGCCCAGGAGGUGGAGGAACUCCAUUUCUUGA
Molecule: messenger RNA, 1779 nt
Organism: Striga hermonthica
Lineage: Eukaryota; Viridiplantae; Streptophyta; Magnoliopsida; Lamiales; Orobanchaceae
Source: the annotation of a GenBank genome assembly